GUUUAGUCGCUCAGGGGGCUUCUAGUAGGCUACGAGAGAGGACCCCUGCCUGAUGCGCGCAUAGGCUACAUAAGUGGUGGGCUUUGCAGUCUGUGAAGGCAAGUGUAUCACCAUAAUCAACCUUAUAUGGGGAGGAUCUUCUACUUGCUUGGCUGCAUAAAUCAUAAUCAAGAUGAAGACGUGAUCAUAGCGCAUUCGGCAUCGUUCGAGGCAUCGGUAUACCAUUAAGUUCUGACGCGCACGAUAGAACCGUGGACUCCGGGCACGGCUACAGAGGUGGUAGACUGCUAGGCGGAGGCUGGAGGCGAAAACAGACAUAUUGUAAUGCUAUUCAUCAAACUGAUCACAAUGAAGCGCAGAAGGAUUGUGGUCGCGGCAGGCUUCUGUCUUGCCUUCUUCCUUGGUACACUGAUGAAUUUGCUGUACAUACCAGGGUUUGAGCACCGUCAGAACCACGACCAUAGAGUACAUCGGUACUACCACGAAAAACAGCAGCGGGUUACAGGCGAUUCACAGCUUCACGUCGGCGAGUCAGUCACUGAAGCGGUGGCCGAGUCCAAUAGUAAACCUGCCGUAGGAAGCAGGCAUCAUCAGGACCUUCUGCUGCAGAUACGAGAAAGAUUCGAUGAGGUUGUGCGGUACCGUCAGCGCCAAGCACAUGGGUCUGGCACCGGAGACCCAGUCCGCCAGCUGGAGAGACGGAGGCUCAUGGAUUCAGAGCCAGGGGACAAUUGGGACCCUGUCAAAGUAAUUGAGCGAACCGAUAACCGACAGACGCGUUUUCAAAAUCGACCUUCACCUUCCAUAUACAUGCACACAGCAUCACGGAAAGAUUUCACUAUGACUUUGAGCAGCGUUAACGGUACUCGGAUGCUUGGCUGCAGCAGCAUAGACAACGUGACCAAUGUUCAGUACCUCGGCUCAGGCUACACAAAGGCUGUCUACAAGGCGUCUCUCAACAACAGCUUGUCGGUGGCUCUGAAAUCGGUGGAUUUCGGGGGACACGAUAUGGAAAAUUGCGUAAAGAAAUAUGGUUCACCUGGAGACUGCUACAGACUGGCGUCCUUCAAAAUAGUGAAAGAAAUGACGCUAAUGGAAAGGCUUCAGCACCCCAACAUUCUAAAGUUGUACGGCUACUGCUACCAAGACAGCAAUGACAUCCAGGACACAGUGACAGCCAUCACAGAGCUGGGAAGUCCUCUGGAGAUGAUCCAACUACUGCAGACCUCCUGGGAGGAACGCUUCAGGAUCUGUCUGAGUCUAGUGCGUCUGCUCCACUACCUGGCCCACUCCCCUUUGGGCUCUGUCACCCUGCUGGACUUCAGGCCUCGCCAGUUUGUCCUGGUGGCUGGGGAGCUCAAAGUCACAGACCUGGAUGACGCCAGCACAGAGGAGGCCCCCUGCUCCCCCUCCAACUGCGUCAUGGAGUUUCCCGCCCGCAACUUCACCCUCCCCUGCAGCAGAGGGCGCUGCUUGGGCAUCAACGAGAAGCGCAACCUCUACAACGCCUACAGGUUCUUCUUUACAUACUUGCUGCCUCACAGUGCCCCACCCACUCUAAGACCCCUACUGGACAAGAUAGUCAACUCCACAGGAGAGCUGAUAUGGGGGAUAGAUGAGACGCUGCUUCAGUUGGAGAAAGUGUUGCACCUGUACAGAAAUGGAUUUUACCUGCAGAACAGCACACAGACACACAUAAGAGACUAUAAGCAUGUGGUGGAUGCCUCUAUUCAUGAGGAGAACUACCGCUGCUGGCCAUCCUAUCAGCACGAUGGAUGUCUGCUAUCAGUCUUCAGCAUCACAGAGGCUAUUGGUGUGUGUGAGAGCCACGCCCAGUGCCAAGCAUUUGUACUGACCAAUCAGACCACCUGGACAGGUCACCAGCUUGUAUUCUUCAAGACGGGCACUGCCAGUCUGAGCUCUGCCAAGGGACGGGUCACCUACGUCAGAGUGGGCAGCUGAAUCAAUGGAGGGGGAGGAGACUUAACUGCCAAACCUCGCUCUGAUUGGCUAACCUGCUCAUGGGGCUUGCCCUCACGGCUUAGUGAGUCACCCCAUUGGAUGGGUCGGACAGAGGGAGUUGAAGAUGGAUCCUAGACAACGCCCUCCACGGGACAUAGAGAAGCCCACACCAGCUCACGCUGAAGUGCAAUAAUAUCACUUGGAGAACAAUUUUACAAUAUUGCUCUUCAUAUGUGUUCUCCGAAGGAAAAUGCUGGGUUGUGCAAGGCUAUAGCUCAGGGUAUAGUGGGGUUACCUUCCUAGCUAAGAAGGGUGACAGUGAACGCCUGAGAUUUCCCUCCUGUGCCCCCGAAACAAAAGUAUGUGGACACCUGCUCAUCAAAAUCAUGGGUAUUAAUAUGGAGUUGGUCCCCCUUUGCUGCUACAACAGCCUCCACUCUUCUGGGAAGGCUUCCCACUAGAUGUUGGAACAUUGCUGCGGAGACUUGCUUCCAUUCAGCCACAAGAGUAUUAGUGAGGUCGGGCACUGAUGUUAGGCGAUUAGUCCUGGCUCGCAGUUGGCCUUCCAAUUCAUCCCAAAGGUGUUCGAUGGGGUUGAGGUCAGGGCUCUGUGCAGGCCAAUCAAGUUCUUCCACACCAAUCUCGACAAAUAAUUUCUGUAUGGACCACGCUUUGUGCACAGGGACAUUGUCAUGCUGAAACAGGAAAGGGCCUUCCCCAAACUUUUGCCACAAAGUUAGAAGCACAGAAUCGUCUCGAAUGUCAUUGUAUACUGUAGCGUUACCAUUUCCAAUCACUGGAACUAAAGCCGGGUGUACACUACACGACUUUCAAAAUCCUAACAUCGCUAAACCUCUCACAUUAAACAAACAUCUUUCCUGUAAUUUUCUUUUUGUCUUGCCAACGUAGUGGUGCGCACACAAAAUGAUGUGGCACAGAUGUGGGUCACACACUGUAAGAUUCCUCACUUGGUCUUGAGGAUUAUUGAUACCACAUUGUCUCGCGAAAACAAUGAUGUGAUGAUGAGAUUAGAUUUAAUGUAGCUACAACGAGCUGUGGCCCUAAGCAGCAUCGAAUCUUUUCACGCUCGCCAUACAGAGUUGAAAUAUCUAGCCAACAUUUUGAAUUCAAUAGCAUUGCUUUAGAACUUCAGAGCUGUAACGAUUUGACGCUUUGAUUAAAGGCACACCUUCUCUCAUCACACCUUCUCGAGAGUCUACACAUUAUGGGUGACGCUAAACAACGUCAUCAUCUCACUGGCUUCUUCUGUGGCGUGCUCUCGUCGGUUAUUGCUCGUCACCGUUCUCAAAACAUUUCAUUGCACAUCUCACACAACAAGAGCAUUUCAGAUUGUGUGCCAAUAAAAUGAAACAUGUUUGAGAAUAUGGGGACGUCUGGGACUGCUCAAAGACGAGAUCAGUAGCCCUCAAAUUGCAUCUCUGACCCAUUCACAUUAAACGAGCAUCGGUGACUGCCGCGCGCCCCUUUGUAGGGAUGAGGAUUUAGUCUCCGAUCUCAACAACUUGUCUGGGACAGCUACAUCUGUGUACAUCCGGCUUAUGGGGCCAAGCCCGGACCAUGAAAAACAACCCCAAACCAUUAUUCCUCAUCCACCAAACUUUACAGUUGGCACUAUGCAUUCGGGCAGGUAGCGUUCUCCUGGCAUCCACCAAACUCAGAUUCAUCCAUCGGAGCUGCCAGAUGGUGUAGCGUAAUUCAUCACUACAGAAUGUGUUUCCACUGCUCCAGAGUCCAAUGACGGCGAGCUUUACACCACUCCAGCCGACGCUUGGCAUUGGGCAUGGUGAUCUUAGGCAUGCAUGCUGCUGCUCAGCCAUGGAAACCCAUUUCAUGAAGCUCCCAAUGAGCAGUUCCUGUGCUGAUGUUGCUUCCAGAGGCAGUUUGGAACUCGGUAGUGAGUGUUGCCACCGAGGACACCAUUUUUAUGCGCUAUGCGUGCGCUCUUCAGCACUCGACGUUCCCGCUCUGUGAGCUUGUGUGGCCUACCACUUCGCGGCUGAGUUGUUGGUACUCCUAGACGUUUCUACUUCACAAUAACAGCACUUAUAGUAAUCCAUGGCAGUUCUAGCAGGACAGAAAUUUGAUAAACUGACUUGAUGGAAAGAUGGCAUCCUAUGACGGUGCCACGUUGAAAGUCACUGAACUCUUCAGUACGGGCCAUUCUACUGUGAAUGUUUGUCUAUGGAGAUUGCAUGGCGGUGUGCUCAAUUUUAUACACCUGUCGGCAACGGGUGUGGCUGAAAUAGCCGAAUACACUAAUUUGAAGGCUGUCCACAUACUUUUGUACCUUCACAUGGAGUCUGGUCAAAAGGAUCUCCUUAUGGUACUGUAGCAUGUUUUAUCAUUGUCUGUGAAGGUUUCAAGCCAGCCUCUAUACAAACCUUCAGCCAACCAUCGAACGUGAGGAAAGGUACUCACCGGGACAAACAUUUUCCAAAAAUAAGGGGUUUACCUCAAGAUUUUUUUUUAAAUAGUACGUCUUCAUACAAUGUUCAGGCUUUUUUUCCAGAUGGAAACAAAGGUAUUGGCAAAGGACUGAUGUUUCAGCCUGAGCCCUUAUUUUUAGAUGAUCUAAUGCUGAGUGUUACUCAGACCUUCUCCCUCCUCCCUUAUCCCCUCACCUGUCUCUCUUUCUCUGUUUCCUUUCCUUUGUAUUAGACCCACAGCACUUUCUCUUUUCAAACAGGGUUCCUCUAUGCUUUCAAUAAGCAUCUCAGAAAGUGUGAUUGAUUCCAAAUCUUAGUGAACGAAGAAUCUGCGCUUAUAACACAGAUGAUUGUUACAACUGAGUUAUCAAAUAAAAUAUUAUUUUUCAAUCCAAUGUUGACGGAGAUGAAGAAAUUGUUCUCAUAUCGACAAAUCAAGGACUCAUUUGGAAUAUUGUGUCAUUGUUGAUUUUGCAUGUUGACCAAAUGUAAUGUAGUGUAGAGACCUCCUUGGGAGGGUACAUUUUUAUGGUGUAUUUUAUGGUGUAUUUAUUGAGAGUGUGUGCCACUCCUGGGUCGUAUUCAUUAGGUACCAAACGAAAGACAAUUGACUAAAACAGGGAGGACCUACCCAAACUUGUCCAAUAAAAACUCAUUUUUGUUUUACAUUGCAGAAACUUUGCUACGGUUUGCUCUAAUGAAUAUGACCCUGGGUUUAGAGCGACCAAAGCAGGAAGUGAGCUUGCUCUAUUCUCAUUUCCUAAGGAAAUGUGACAUUAACCUUCAACAGACAGUAUCAAAGAGACAUCGCUUUCAGUGAAAGCACUCCUUGUGAAAAGAAUGAAUCAAAAGUGAAUUCUACAAAAGCAUUAUCACUUUGUAUCCAUUGUUCAUUGUUACUUUUUGAAGAUAACGAUGAGAUGGCUAUUUUUAUAUGAAAAAAUAAAACCUUGUGGCAAGUGA
Salvelinus fontinalis (brook trout) is the source of this 5372-nucleotide messenger RNA. RefSeq names its product extracellular tyrosine-protein kinase PKDCC-like. Gene Ontology annotation, biological process: protein phosphorylation. Bases 325 to 1962 code for a protein of 545 amino acids. Gene Ontology annotation, molecular function: non-membrane spanning protein tyrosine kinase activity; ATP binding. The transcript has 7 exons. The record is from RefSeq and is a predicted model, not a curated record. NCBI's taxonomy places the organism in Eukaryota, Metazoa, Chordata, Actinopteri, Salmoniformes, Salmonidae.